GUGAUCAACGGGUUUGGGAGGAGUCUCGCCGGUGGGAAAGCCCUGCCUUACAGGAGUCGCCCCGCUUCUUCCUCAUUCACCGCGCUCCUCUGUUCCAUAGUGGUGGCGGCAUCGGAGGUUCGCACACCGCUGAAUGAAGCGCUCGGCCCGGGGCCCUGGAGUAGGAGUUGCUUGGUCUCGCCUGUCUUCGCCGGCUGGCAGUGAAAGUUGCACACCGGGGGCCUUGGGUGGAGUUCUUGCCCGAUCUCAGGAAUGUGACGCACGGACGGAAAGGAGACGCACAUCGGAAGUUUCACGGGAGAAAGCGAUACCCGACGUUUAAGAAAAAAAAAAGAAUAAAGGAGGAGACGAGAGAACUUCUGCAAAAGUUAGGAGGUUCACAUUCCUCCUUCCUUCUCCUCUCCUCACCCCUGGGCCCUGACCUUUGACCUCACUCUUUCUCCAACCAUGGCGCACCGAUCUCAGAGCUCAUCGAUUGGUGAUAACCCCCUUGACCCAAACUACCUGCCCCCACACUACCGCGAGGAGUACCGUCUAGCUAUUGAUGCUCUGAUAGAAAACGAUAUCCAGGGCUACUAUGAGUUCCUCCAGGGUGCAGAUGUGGUCAGUUUCCUGGCACAGCCAGAAAUUGAAUUUAUCAAGUCCACAAUCCAGGGGCCCAGUCAGACCUCUAACAUGCCAGAGCUGAUGUAUCAUGAAGGAGGUCAUGAGGCUGACGGCUCCUCUGACACCUACUGGCCAGUGCAGUCUGACCUGGCUGCUCCAGGGCUGGACCUGGGCUGGCCGCUGCCGCAGCACAGCUUCGUCGGGCCCACAGAGGUCACCACACUGGUCAACCCCUCCGACCCAGACAUGCCAAGCAUCAAGGAGCAGGCCAGGAGACUCAUCAAGAAUGCACGUCACGUUAUUGCCGUGGUGAUGGACAUGUUCACAGACGUUGACAUUUUUGCUGACCUCUUGGAUGCAGCAGCACGUCACGUUCCUGUUUACAUUCUACUGGAUGAACAGGAAGUCCAUCACUUUGUGUCUAUGGUCAUCAACUGCAAAGUCAACUUGGACUUAAUUCCUAUGAUGCGUGUCAGGACUGUGGCAGGAAUAACCUAUUACUCCCGGACGGGGAAAUCAUUCAAGGGACAGGUGAAAGAUCGUUUCCUGUUGGCUGACUGCAGGGCUGUGCUCAGCGGAAACUACAGUUUCAUGUGGUCAUACGAGAAGAUCCACCGCUGCAUUGCCCACCUCUUCCUCGGGGAGCUGGUUGCCACUUUUGAUGAAGAGUUUCGCAUUCUCUUUGCUCAGUCAGAGCCACUAGUCAUUGACCCAUCAGAUGGAGCACUUGCCAUCUCUGACACCAGCAGCACCAGCAAUUACUUAAGCAUGCAGUUUGGUCUGAAGAGGACCCAGUCUCUGCGUAACCCCAUAGGCUACCGCAGACAGCCCGAGAUUCCCUCUGCCUUCCCCUAUGGAGACUCUGAUCGUAAUGUUGCGCUUCCUUUCCGGAGGAAUGACCCAUUUCGUCACACCGUUGAACCUGGGGCAGGAAUUACAAUUGGGAAAUAUUCCCAGCAACAGUUUCGUCGGCAGCAGUCCUACCUGGAGCAGGGAAGAUCUAUAGUGUCCAGGCAAAUGGAGAUCAGUGCCAGUGUCCUCAAGAGGCACAGCUAUGCAGAGGGAACCCAGGAAAACUACGCAUCUUCAAGACAAUACAUGAAGCACAGAGUCAUGAAUAAUCUGGACGAGACAGACUUCCAAAGGGAGCAGGUCCAAACUAGCCAUUACUACAGUGAAGGGCCUGGGCCGGGUUCUGGCCAUGGACACUACGACAGACUUCGAGGUCGUCCUCCACACCUCUCCAUUGAUCAGUAUUCGGACUCAAGCUUUCGCUCAGAUCUGGAGCCUCCUCCUGGAAACUAUAGCCGAGACUACUUUUCAUCUGAGGACUUGAGAGGACCUGAGGGGCACCAGGCACCUCCAUUAGCUGGGAGAUAUGGAGGAGGUUCCUCCCACAAGAGGCCAACCAUAGGCCAGGCAUAUGCCUGCCAGAGCUCACCCACCCAUCCCCACCCACCAGAGAAGAAACCAUUUCUCAAACAACCUGAUCAAGAGCAUGAUCAAGAUGCAAGUGUUAGGCAAGGCCUACGGAGCUGGAGAAUCCACUCCUAUCUUAGCACAUAUGAGGACGGUGGAGAAGAAGGUCUAACUCAGCCCAUGGGGCCUGAUGCAUUUGAAGAUCCUCAACCAUCUCAGCAGCCUACUGCUGCUGAAACUUCCGCUCCUCGCUUUGGAAUAAAGGAGCCACCUAAUGUUCCCCAAAAGCCCAGGCCAGAUAUACUGAGACCACGCUUUGGAAAGCCCAAAUUACCUGAGAGCAGCAAUAAAGACUCUGCCCCAACAACAACAACCAAGGAUCUACUUCCCUCAGUCAGUGACUUGAAGCCAUUUGUACUGGAUAAAAAAGAGAAGGAUGUGGAGAAGGAAAGGGAAGGGGAGCCACAGAGGGCUGCAGCAAAGGAGGCAGGUGGGGAUGUGGAGGUGAAAGAGGCUCCAGAUCUCUUCCUGUCCAAACACGAAUCAUUUCGCACACGUAUUAACCCUCUGCUUCAACGUAGCUCUCGUCUCCGUUCCUCGCUUAUAUUCUCAUCUUCCAAGGCAGAGAUACACAGUGGCAGCCUGGGAUUAAAACCAGCCACAGAGGAAGAUGAGGAGUUAGACACAGUGCGCACUUCCUCGAUCGUGGCCCAGAUCCUGGAAAAGAGGAGGUCAUUGUCUCGUGAGCCUUUUGAGUGGAGAAAAAGGGCUGAGGAAAAAAAUAAGGAGAAAGAAAAGGAGAAGGAGACACAGAAGGAGGAAAAAGAAAAAGAGCCUCAGCAAGAGGAAAAGGAGAUACGACUGAGUGAUGAGAUUAAAGCAAAAGAGGAACCUCAGAAAACUGACAAAGAGGUAAAGACAAUAACAACCGCCGAAAAAUCUGAAGUCACAUCAUCAUCUCUGAACAUGAAUGACCCAGCCAGUCGAUUGCAGUACUUCAAAGAGUUGGCUGAAAAGAGAAAAGCCUCAAAAAUGGAGACAGAGUCAUCGCUAAAAGACCCAGAGCCUGCUGGAAAAAAGCCAGACAUUUCUGAUAAACCUCCUCUCAGCACUACGACAACUCCAAAGACUCCAGCUGUCUCUGUCAGUGCAGCAGAACCUGAAAAAAAGAGGCCAGACAUCGCCACAAAACUGGCAGAGCUCACUCGCAGACCCUCGAUUUCUUCCUCAAAACCACCAAUAAACUAUUCCAAGCCUUCUGCGACUUCCCUGAAGCCUCCAGAGACAUCUCAACCUCAUAAAGAGGAGAGUACCUCAGAGGCACAAAAGAAGGAUAUAUUCAAGUCUCUAAAGCCUCUUCCAUCACCUAAACUCUUCAAGAAGGAUCAGCUGAAGCUCAAGGGACUGAAUCCUCGUCGCACCUCCUGCGGCGAGGAGAUCCUGACCACAGACGCUACAGAUGCAGAGAAGAGUGAACUGAAAAAGAGCCGCUCUCAUAGUUCUUCAACUCUGCCACGUGAUGAGUCUAAGGAAGGACUCCAAAAAGUUAUGGGAUCUAAUACAUCCAUCAACACGCUCGGUGAGGGAAAGGGUGAGGGUAAGACACUUGACUUCUUAAAGAAGCAGACUCAGAGGCUAAAGGGAUUCCUCGGGCCCAAGGAUAAAGAAAAGAAAUCUUCAGGAGACGACAGGGGCAUGAGUAUAGUCAAAGAGAUCACUGAAGAUUCCAGCAAAAAUCAGAGUUCAUCAACUAAAGAUACAGGAUCUACCACUACCGACCAAACUACAGCAAAUCACAAGACAUUGACUGGGAUGUCAGGGCCGUCCCGAUACCAGGCUGCGGGCAGCUCUGUUUUGUUCAGCAGCAACCUACGAGAUGACACCAAAGUCAUUCUGGAGCAGAUCUCGGCCAACAGCCAGAAAAACCGACUGGAGCGGGAAGAAACAGGUGGAGACAAAGACAGUGACUCCGGGGAGAAGGGGCUGGACAAACAUAGCUCCAUGAAAAGGAAUCGAUUUCUGCGACCGCAGGGAAACAACCAGGAGCGGGAGGGACUGCUGAAGAGGAUAGAGAGCCUGAGGAAGGAGAAGAAGGUCUACAGCCGCUUUGAGAUGGGGAAUAGCCUGGGAUAACGAAAGAUGGAGGAGCGACCUUUUAAAUGGAAACUAUUUAUGCAAGAUGAUCAAAAAGACCCAUUGUCUGCACGUGCCAACGACACUAUCAAAGUACCUCUGUGGCUCAACACUGCAGCCUUUCCUGGAUUUUCACACAAGUAAUAAAACUUGAAAAGACUUUAUAUAUAAAUGCUGAAAACAAACUAAAGUCACUGAGUCUGGAAUGUGCCCGUUUGCCAAGACCUGGUACUUCUUUUACCUUAUAUGGCGAGAGUGACUACUUGCAUACUGGCUGCAUUGGCUGAUGUUUCACCAACCAGAAAAAGGUAGGGCAGUUUACCUAAAACUGAGCUUGUAUGAACGUGACUGAGGGAAUUAGAGCAUAAGAGAAAGACAGAACUUGUUGCAUCUGGGUGAAAGAUAAUGGAUACACACCUGUCAGAAAACAUGGCAGUAAAUGACUGCACAUGUAUAAUACCAGUGUUGUGUGUUUCUGCAACUGUGUGUGUGUCUUACUGGGACUUGUCUGAAAAUGAACGGGAGAAAGUGUUCUACUGGAUUCACCAUGUGCCAGUGGUCCAGUGGGGCCAUUACCAAAGCUAGAGGUACUAUUUUUAACCCAGCUCAGAAGGCAAAGACAGGGAUAUGAAGACAAAUAGAAUGAGAGCUGAUGAAGGGUGAAAUUUUAAAGGCAAGUCUGUGAAAUUAUAGGUACAGUGAGACAAAAUCACAAUCAGAAAGUGAGAAAAUGUGUUAUCUAAUGUGUGAUUCUAAAGCUGAAGCAGCAGCAGUAGUUUUUAAAUUGAAAGUAGAGCCUCUAGUGAACUUUACCCUCUCAAGAGAGUGUUAUGUACCUUUCUAUUAAGGCAUGGACCCACUUCUCAGGGUUGAAAAUGUCAAGUAACCAUUCAGAGAGGGGGCCUAAAAGCUUGCACAGUCAGAGAAGCAGAAUUGAAAAAUGUAUAUGUCUUAGUCUUUGUCUUUUACAAUGUAAAUAAAAAUUUUAAAGAUUUACAGUUGACCUGAAUCAAUGUUAAAAAAAAAAAAAAAAAAAGACGGUUUUUACAUGACUUGUAAAAAUGU
Molecule: messenger RNA, 5223 nt
Organism: Toxotes jaculatrix (banded archerfish)
Lineage: Eukaryota; Metazoa; Chordata; Actinopteri; Toxotidae
Gene: sack1hb
Product: family with sequence similarity 83 member Hb
Exons: 8
Coding region: 448-4158 (1236 amino acids)
Biological process (GO): intermediate filament cytoskeleton organization; protein localization to cytoskeleton; positive regulation of cell migration
Cellular component (GO): keratin filament
Molecular function (GO): keratin filament binding
Source: RefSeq, a predicted model, not a curated record